Arachis ipaensis is the source of this 981-nucleotide messenger RNA. RefSeq lists its product as uncharacterized. The record is from RefSeq and is a predicted model, not a curated record. NCBI's taxonomy places the organism in Eukaryota, Viridiplantae, Streptophyta, Magnoliopsida, Fabales, Fabaceae.
AUGCCGACAAAGACGAGGCUGCUGGCCAGCAUCGGAAGGGGCUUUCGAAGAGGAGGGGUCUAUCGGAAAGAUGAGAGGGGAGAGAGUAGGAGGCAAGAGGGUUGCUGUGAACAAAGAGGUGAGAUGGCUAGUGAGGAUAGUUUUCUAGUGCUAGUACACCACAGAGGAUCGAUUAAGAGAAAAACUCAGUCUGGGGUGAAGUUCACGGAUAAGGAUCCUCUAUGUAUUAUCGUGAGCCCCAUGACCAGUUACGAUGGUCUCGUCAUGUUUCUUUCUCUUAGGCAGUUUCCGGAGGUGAGGACACCGGAGCUGUUGGCUAAGUUCUUCGACGUGGUAUCUAGCUCUGGUGGGUCGAACCGGAAUGCCAACACUAUAGCCACGGCGGUCAGUUCGAGCUCGAGACCUGCGGUUGCUUCUUCCUCCAUUCCAGUGUAUGAGGCAGCGGUCCAGCCUGCCGCCUCCCCAUCGUUUGCUGUUGAUCUCGCCGGCAAUGUUGGAGACGAGGUUGGAUAUGAAGAACAUCAUCCGACUGAAGUACAGUGUCCUCCACCGGCUGGUGUUGGCGAGGGAUUGUGUGAUGAUCCGGAUGAUGAUGAAGUCGAGCCGGAUAUUAUCACUGAUGAAAGCGGCGAUGAUGUUGGAGCGAGUGAUCCGAUAAUGCCUACUGGUGGUUCUAGUUCUGGCACAAAUCAGUACCCACCCCAUUUUUCAUCUUUGGAUCUGGAUGCCAUGAGGCAGGACGAACACCUCGGGCAGCUAGCUGGAUUUGGCGCUAGAGAUACCGAAGGGUCUGCCAGUAUGACAGAGUUCCAGGUUGGCCAACAAUUCCAGGAUAAAGAUGAGGCGCUGUUGAGUGUCAAGACGUACAGCAUCCGCCGAGGGGUACAGUACAAGGUAGUUGAGUCUGACUAUCGCCGGUACGUGGGAAAGUGUUCUGAGUUUGGGAAUGGGUGCACAUGGUUGAUUAGGCUGAGCCUCUGA